AUGCUAAACUACUCCUUUGUCAAAAAGAACGGAACAAAACGCGACAACAUGGGAAAUGUGGAGAACAGUUCUAACUUGGAAACUGUUGUCGUCAUAAAUUGCAUCCUCAAUGUUCCACUAAUAUUCACAUCCAUCACUGGUAAUGCUUUGGUGUUGGUCGCCAUCAUGAGAACUCCUUCGCUUCGUUCGAUACCGUCUACAAUCCUCCUAUGCAGUCUCGCUAUUACAGAUUUUCUUGUUGGGCUAAUUGUCCAACCUGUUUACAUUGCCAAUGAACUUCACCAUUCAACUGGUGGGCCUCUUGCCAAAGUCGAAGAAUUUAUGUCUUUUUUCCUCUGUGGUGUUUCCCUCACAACAAUAACAGCCAUAAGCGUAGAUCGACUUUUAGCUCUCCACUAUCACAUGGCGUAUCCGAAUUUAAUGACAACAAAACGUGCAUUAUAUGCCUCAGCAAGUCUCUGGUUUGUUUCCAUACUUUUACUAUGCCUUAAAGUUUGGAAAUCAGAAGUUGUUUUUCUUAUUGCAGGAGUGUAUAUCACAAUUUGUUUAGUCAUUUCGUCCGCUUCUUACAUCAAAAUUUAUUUUAUUGUUCGUCACCAUCAGAUCCAGAUUCACGCUCAGCAACAAGCUUUGAACAGUUUUAAUAUUGGUGUAAAUAUUCCCGAUAGUAAUAACAUGAUAAUAUCAAAGAAACAUGCUUUAAAGACUUUUAUAUAUUACAUCUGCAUGAUAUGUUGUUACUUACCUUAUCUAUCUUAUUCAUUGCUACGAACCACCUUAGUUAUAGGCUACGACCGGAAUUGGUCCUUUGUAGACACCGUUGUGUUCCUGAACUCGUCCGUAAAUCCAUUUUUGUACUGUUGGUGUAAUCGUGAAAUCCGAACGUCAGCUGUAAAGGUAGUCCGAAAAAUGAUGUGUAAACAAACGGAGGUAGUUAGCGGCCUUGAAGGUUAA
This is a messenger RNA of Porites evermanni, 954 nucleotides long. Lineage: Eukaryota; Metazoa; Cnidaria; Anthozoa; Scleractinia; Poritidae. The record is from the annotation of a GenBank genome assembly.